AUGCAAGCGGAUACUAGGGUUGGGGUAGUGGUCGAAAGGGGGAAAAGAGGUAUCAAUUCAAGUCAAGGAGGUGUUGCCGUUGUGGCGGUGUGUAUGAAGUUGGCGCAGCAGCAACGUUCCGACAUUGGGACUAUUUCUCAGCUUCUUGCUGGGGGCGUUGCCGGUGCUCUUAGCAAGACCUGUACAGCGCCGCUUGCUCGACUGACCAUACUCUUUCAGGUUCAAGGUAUGCACUCCAAUGCCGCGUCGUUGAGGAAUGCCAGCAUAUGGAAUGAGGCUUCACGAAUUGUCAACGAAGAGGGAUUUAGAGCUUUCUGGAAAGGAAAUUUAGUUACUAUUGCUCAUCGUCUGCCUUAUUCUUCUGUCAACUUUUAUGCAUAUGAGCACUACAAGAAG
Messenger RNA from Neltuma alba, 396 nucleotides. RefSeq names its product probable mitochondrial adenine nucleotide transporter BTL3. The transcript has 2 exons. Gene Ontology annotation, biological process: transmembrane transport. The annotation marks the transcript as partial. Lineage: Eukaryota; Viridiplantae; Streptophyta; Magnoliopsida; Fabales; Fabaceae. The record is from RefSeq and is a predicted model, not a curated record.